AACCGAAGAUGCCACCCAAGGCUAGUGGUAAAGCUGCUAAAAAGGCUGGAAAGGCCCAAAAGAACAUUUCCAAGGGAGACAAGAAGAAGAAACGUAAGAGGAAGGAGAGUUACGCUAUCUACAUAUACAAGGUCCUGAAGCAGGUCCAUCCUGAUACUGGAAUAUCGAGCAAAGCGAUGAGCAUCAUGAACAGCUUCGUCAACGACAUCUUUGAACGCAUUGCUGCGGAAGCGUCCCGUCUUGCUCAUUAUAACAAACGCUCCACCAUUACAUCUCGGGAAAUUCAAACUGCUGUUCGACUCUUGUUACCUGGUGAACUCGCCAAGCACGCUGUCAGUGAAGGAACCAAAGCAGUGACCAAAUACACUAGCUCCAAGUGAGCAACUGCUCCCUGCAUACACAUCGGCUCUUUUAAGAGCCACCACUUAUUUUGAAACGACAGAAAACGAUAUCGACACUUGCUGGAUAUCAUUCCCCAUAAACCCAUAUUUUCCAUCCCACGAUAGUUGUAGAUAGAAUAUGUUGUCUCGUAUAUUCGUUAUCAAUUAUGAACAUAUAUGCAUGAUUUCGAAUGUCAUCAAAAACUGAACAAUAUUAAGAGUUUCCGAAUUCAGUCUUCACUCGAAAGUAUACUGAGAAUAUUUAACAAUCUUCAACUGUAACUUAUCUUAUACGUGAAUUCUCAUUAUAAAUUAAACAUGUACGGAUAGGAAACUCAUUAGCUAUUUAUUUAAUGUUUUACUCGUGAUAAAACGCAUUGAAUUAAAUUGAAUAUCCAAUAUUAUAUAAAUAGAUGAAAACGAAAGUCAGAAGAUAUUUCUGACGUGCAUAGUAUGGAAUUGCAUUGAAAUAUCCAACUACGAAUGCCACACAAUCUAUUACUGAGAGUUUAAAAUUUACUAUCUUCAUAACAAGAUUAGAAAAACUCAUAUAAAUAAUACAGUAAAAGAAACAUUUCAAUACACCAAAUAUACUUUCUUAGAUGGUGGCAAUUAAAUAUUUUCUUAAUAUACUGUAUUAAUAUAGUUUAAUACAAAUAAGGAUGAGAAGACUUUCAUUAACGUUAACUUGUAUUAAAAAAGAAUACACGUAACAGUUAUAAAGGAAAUAAAAUCAAGUUUUAGGAAACUCCUGCCUGCAGAGAUUCAUCACAUACGUGAAAGCACACAACAAUGGUCCAGUCUGUCAGGCUAGGUCAAUUAUCUCGUAUAGGUAAUGAAUAAUACGUAACGCCAGAUUUAUCAGUCCAUGUAUAUGUAUACGGUGGCAAGAGAUCGGGAAUAUUGACAAUAUUCAGGGAACGUCGUCGAACGGGGAAAUUAAUAUUGUUCAGUUUUUAUACCCCUUUACUUCUGGUAUAUAAUUUAUGGCACUGUUGCUUGCAAAAGUCGCUCAACAUUUCGUGAG
Messenger RNA from Neodiprion virginianus, 1407 nucleotides. RefSeq names its product histone H2B.3. Bases 9 to 380 code for a protein of 123 amino acids. The record is from RefSeq and is a predicted model, not a curated record. Gene Ontology annotation, cellular component: nucleosome. NCBI's taxonomy places the organism in Eukaryota, Metazoa, Arthropoda, Insecta, Hymenoptera, Diprionidae. Gene Ontology annotation, molecular function: protein heterodimerization activity; structural constituent of chromatin; DNA binding. The transcript has a single exon.